Periophthalmus magnuspinnatus is the source of this 865-nucleotide messenger RNA. It is a transcript of the gene elof1, whose product is annotated as elongation factor 1. The record is from RefSeq and is a predicted model, not a curated record. Gene Ontology annotation, cellular component: transcription elongation factor complex. NCBI's taxonomy places the organism in Eukaryota, Metazoa, Chordata, Actinopteri, Gobiiformes, Gobiidae. The transcript has 4 exons. Gene Ontology annotation, molecular function: RNA polymerase II complex binding. Gene Ontology annotation, biological process: transcription elongation by RNA polymerase II. Bases 86 to 337 code for a protein of 83 amino acids.
CCGGCGGAACGGAGCAACACCGAGGACCGAGCAUCCUUUUCCUGCGUUUAUAAGUGCUCUAUAACACCAGAAAGGAAACUCCAGGAUGGGUCGCAGAAAGUCAAAGAGAAAGCCCCCUCCCAAGAAAAAGAUGACUGGAAAUCUGGACACCCAGUUUACCUGUCCCUUCUGCAAUCACGAGAAGUCCUGUGAUGUGAAAAUGGAGAGAACUCGAAACACAGGAAUUAUAUCAUGUAGCGUAUGUUUGGAGGAGUUUCAGACCCCUAUAACAUAUCUGUCAGAACCAGUGGAUGUCUACAGUGACUGGAUCGAUGCCUGUGAAGCAGCCAAUCAAUAGUGACGCUUUCCUUCAACUUCAUUGUUGGAGUUUUGCCCGACUGCUGAUCCAGUCUUGAGAAUCCACAACAUGUAUUGGUCACAAUGUAGCAAACCAACAGACCUGCAACUACAUUGGUUUUAUUUGAUGGAUCAGAGCACUGCCUCAGUUCACAUUUGUGUAUUUCACACCAUGAUCAGGCUAAAUCUUGUCUCACCUGUUCCUGACUUGUCUCUGCGACCUGUACAGACCAAACUAAACUCAGGUCCAGGGAAUCAGCUGUAUUUCCUACUUUGUCUGUGAUUGGGCACAUGGAUAUUUACGCAGGAAGUACAAGUUUCCAUGACGAUUUACCUCAUUAGAAAGUGAGACUUCGUAACCAUGUGCAUUUUACAUUCACAGGUAUUUAUAACAUUUUAGGUAUGAACACACAAAUAUAGGUCUUUUUUUUAAUCUUCUUCGAAAUGACAAUUAUGCAUUUGUAUUUGAUAAUCACUGAUGUACUCACAUUCCUUGCCAAUGCAUUUUUUAGACCUUUGUCUUGUCCAA